UGACAACAUGAAGGUGGAUGGAAACAUGAAGGGUGGAACUGUCACUUCCAAAUAGGAGGGCGUCUCUCCAAGCUUCAUUGUAUAACUGAGCUAAGAGACCAAGAGGAAGAUGCCUCCCAGGCCAUCCUCAGGGGAGCUAUGGGGCAUCCACCUGAUGCCUCCAAGAAUUUUGGUGGACUGCCUACUACCCAAUGGGAUGAUUCUGACCCUGGAGUGUCUCCGUGAGGCCACACUCAAUACCAUCAAACAUGAACUGUUCAAGGAGGCUAGAAAAUAUCCUCUCCAUCACCUUCUACAGGAGGAGACGUCCUAUAUCUUUGUCAGUGUUACACAGGAAGCAGAGCGGGAGGAGUUUUACGAUGAGACCCGAAGGCUAUGUGACCUUCGGCUGUUCCAGCCUUUCCUCAAAGUCAUUGAACCAGUUGGAAACAGGGAGGAAAAGAUCCUUAACAGAGAGAUUGGUUUUGCGAUAGGGAUGCCUGUGUGUGAGUUUGACCUUGUGAAGGAUACUGAGGUUCAGGACUUCAGGAGAAACAUCCUAAAUGUUUGUAAAGACUCUGUGGAGCUGAGAGAUGCCAGUGGUCCUCACAGCAGAGCUUUGUAUGUUUACCCACCUAAUGUAGAAUCAACACAGGAACUUCCCAAACACAUCUAUAGCAAACUUGACAAAGGUCAGAUUAUUGUUGUAAUAUGGGUGAUUGUUUCCCCAAACAAUGACAAACAAAAGUAUACACUGAAGAUCAACCAUGAUUGCGUGCCUGAACAGGUAAUUGCAGAGGCCAUCCGAAAGAAGACGCGCAGUAUGCUGCUGUCCCCAGAGCAACUAAAGAUGUGUGUUCAGGAAUAUCAAGGGAAAUACAUCCUUAAAGUUUGUGGCUGUGAUGAAUAUCUCCUUGAAAAGCAUCCCAUUAGCCAGUAUAAGUAUAUUCGUAGUUGCAUCAUGCUGAACAGGAUGCCUAACCUGAUGCUCAUGGCUAAGGACAGCCUUUACACCCAGUUGCCUACAGAUAACUUUGUCAUGCCGUCAUACUCUCGACGGAUCUCCACGGCGACGUCCUAUAUGAAUGGAGAGGCAGCUUCCAAGUCGCUGUGGACCAUCAAUGGAACCCUACGAAUACGAAUCCUCUGUGCCACCUAUGUUAACGUGAAUAUACGAGAUAUAGAUAAGAUAUAUGUGAGGACAGGAAUUUACCAUGGAGGUGAACAAAUGUGUGACAACGUCAACACACAAAGAGUACCCUGCUCUAAUCCCAGGUGGAAUGAGUGGCUCACCUAUGACAUGUACAUCCCUGACAUCCCCCGAGCUGCCAGACUUUGCCUCUCCAUCUGCUCAGUCAAGGGCAGAAAGGGAGCAAAAGAAGAACACUGCCCUCUAGCUUGGGGUAACAUCAAUCUGUUUGAUUACACUCACACUCUGGUGGCCAACAAGAUGGCUCUGAAUCUCUGGCCCGUCCCUCAUGGUCUUGAAGACCUCCUCAACCCUAUAGGAGUCACUGGUUCCAAUCCCAAUAAGGAAACACCGUGUCUUGAGCUGGAGUUUGACCACUUUAGCAGUCCUGUCAAAUAUCCAGAUAUGAACGCAGUAGAAGAUCAUGCAAACUGGACCAUCUCCAGGGAACUGGGGUUUAACUACAACCUCUCAGGACAGAGCAAUCGCGUGGCCAGAGAUCAUGCCCUCACGGAGAGUGACACUGAGCAGCUGAGACAGCUGAGUAACCGGGACCCUCUGUCGGAAAUCACUGAGCAGGAAAAAGAUUUUCUCUGGAGACACAGACACUACUGCAUGAACAUCCCCGAAAUUCUUCCCAAGAUUCUUCUUGCAGUAAAAUGGAACUCCAGAGAUGAAGUAGCACAGAUGUAUUGCCUGUUGAAGGAAUGGCCUUCUAUCCGUCCAGAGCAGGCCAUGGAGCUGUUGGAUUGUAAUUAUCCAGACCCUAUGGUCAGGCACUUUGCUGUCCGCUGCCUUGAAAAAUACUUGACUGAUGAUAAACUGUCUCAGUACCUCAUCCAGCUUGUACAGGUAUUAAAAUAUGAGCAGUAUCUCGACAAUCCGCUGGCUCGUUUUCUCCUCAAAAAAGCUCUGACCAAUCAAAGGAUAGGACAUUUUUUCUUCUGGCAUCUAAAGUCAGAAAUGCACAAUAAAACUGUGAGCCAGAGGUUUGGGCUCCUUUUGGAAGCUUACUGCAGAGCUUGUGGCAUGUACCUCAAACACCUGAGCAGGCAGGUAGAGGCCAUGGAGAAGCUCAUCAACCUCACUGACAUCCUCAAACAGGAAAAAAAGGAUGAAACGCAAAAAGUCCAGAUGCGGUUUCUUGUGGAACAAAUGAAGAGACCAGAUUACAUGGAUGCUCUGCAGAACUUCACAUCUCCUCUCAACCCUGCACAUCAACUGGGAAAUCUGAGGUUAGAUGAAUGCCGAAUCAUGUCAUCAGCAAAGAGGCCGUUGUGGCUUAACUGGGAGAAUCCUGACAUCAUGUCUGAAUUACUUUUUCAAAACAAUGAGAUCAUCUUCAAAAAUGGAGAUGAUUUGCGCCAGGAUAUGUUGACAUUGCAGAUCAUUAAAAUCAUGGAGAACAUUUGGCAGAAUCAGGGACUGGACCUACGAAUGUUGCCCUAUGGCUGUCUGUCACUGGGAGACUGUGUAGGUCUUAUAGAGGUAGUUCGAAACUCCCACACCAUCAUGCAGAUUCAGUGUAAAGGAGGUCUGAAAGGAGCCCUGCAGUUCAACUCAAAUACUCUGCAUCAGUGGCUCAAGGACAAGAACAAGGGAGAGAUGUAUGACAUGGCUGUGGAUCUGUUCACAAGGUCCUGUGCUGGCUACUGUGUAGCUACAUUUAUCCUGGGGAUAGGAGACAGGCACAACAGCAACAUUAUGGUCAAAGAUGACGGGCAGUUGUUUCAUAUAGAUUUUGGACAUUUCCUGGAUCAUAAGAAAAAGAAAUUUGGCUACAAGAGAGAACGGGUACCCUUUGUACUGACACAAGACUUCCUCAUCGUGAUCAGCAAGGGAUCCCAGGAGUGCGCAAAGACCAAAGAGUUUGAAAGGUUCCAGGAGAUGUGUUACAAAGCUUACCUGGCCAUUCGUCAACAUGCCAACCUUUUCAUUAACUUGUUCUCCAUGAUGCUCGGCUCUGGCAUGCCUGAGCUACAAUCAUUUGAUGACAUCGCUUACAUCCGAAAAACGCUGGCUCUAGAGAAGAGUGAACAGGAGGCAUUGGACUAUUUUAUGAAACAGAUGAACGAUGCUCACCAUGGAGGAUGGACCACCAAGAUGGACUGGAUUUUCCACACAAUUCGGCAACACGCGCUAAACUAAUGCCUCAAACUCAAACAGAAUUGUUUGGUUCCAACAUGGAGACUUACUAUACUCA
Messenger RNA from Nematolebias whitei (Rio pearlfish), 3371 nucleotides. RefSeq names its product phosphatidylinositol 4,5-bisphosphate 3-kinase catalytic subunit alpha isoform. Gene Ontology annotation, cellular component: plasma membrane; phosphatidylinositol 3-kinase complex, class IB; cytoplasm. NCBI's taxonomy places the organism in Eukaryota, Metazoa, Chordata, Actinopteri, Cyprinodontiformes, Rivulidae. Gene Ontology annotation, biological process: phosphatidylinositol-3-phosphate biosynthetic process; phosphatidylinositol-mediated signaling; phosphatidylinositol 3-kinase/protein kinase B signal transduction. The coding region runs from base 110 to 3316 and encodes 1068 amino acids. The transcript is spliced from 25 exons. Gene Ontology annotation, molecular function: 1-phosphatidylinositol-4-phosphate 3-kinase activity; 1-phosphatidylinositol-3-kinase activity. The record is from RefSeq and is a predicted model, not a curated record.